Messenger RNA from Danaus chrysippus (African queen), 411 nucleotides. NCBI's taxonomy places the organism in Eukaryota, Metazoa, Arthropoda, Insecta, Lepidoptera, Nymphalidae. The record is from the annotation of a GenBank genome assembly.
AUGCUGCUCCACGGGUUCCGUCCAGUCUUACCGUAUUUGUACCGAUUAGGUUAUCGAGUGCUCGACGACAAACGUGAGGAUGCACGCAGGCUCAGUGAGGCGGCGCCGGCGGUAGCGGUGGCGGUGAGUGCGGGGUCGGGGGCGAGUGCCGAGCGCGCUUGCGCCUGCGCCGCCUGGUCGCCGCGCAGGCAGCCCGCGCCGCAUGAAAUACUGAGACCUAAACCACGCAGUUUAGUCACCAAUGGGUUAAAUAGUUUAUGUAAUAAGGCUGGCUAUAUGGGUCAGUUGGAAGGCAUCCGUCCCGUUAGACUGUCAGGACAUUUAUCACACCGCGACCCGCCGCAUGCUACUGACGAACUCGUGACUCUCGAGAAGGGAACGGGAAAGUGGGUUAUAUAUAUUAUAAUAUAA